GGCGAAAUUUGCAUUGCGGGAUCUCGAGUUUUUGUUCAAGAAGGAAUUUAUGAUGAGUUCAUAAAAAAAAUUGAUGAAAGUCUUAAGGAUUGGGUGGUUGGAGACCCUUUUGAUUCAAAUGUUCAUCAAGGACCUCAAGUCGAUAAGAAACAAUUUGAGAAGGUUCUUCGAUACAUAGAGUCUGGUAAGAGGGAUGGUGCGACCCUUUUGACGGGCGGAAAGGCUUGCGGCAAGAAAGGGUACUAUAUCGAGCCUACCAUAUUCACCGAUGUUAAGGAGGACAUGUUGAUAGCUAGGGAAGAAAUAUUCGGGCCGGUGAUGUCUCUCAUGAAGUUCAAGACGAUUGAGGAAGCGAUUGAGAAGGCAAACAACACCAUAUAUGGGCUGGCCGCCGGGAUCGUUACUAAUGAUUUAAACAUCGCAAAUAGAGUUUCAAGAUCGAUUCGAGCCGGCAUGAUAUGGAUCAACUGCUACACCGCUUUCGAUCGAGAUUGCCCCUACGGCGGCUACAAGAUGAGCGGAUUUGGUAGGGAGUUAGGGUUACAUGCAUUGGAGAAUUAUCUUCAAGUGAAGAGUGUGAUCACUCCAAUUUAUGAUUCUCCUUGGCUUUAAAAGUUUUUUAUUUCAUAAAAUUAAAAAAAAAA
Molecule: messenger RNA, 644 nt
Organism: Phalaenopsis equestris
Lineage: Eukaryota; Viridiplantae; Streptophyta; Magnoliopsida; Asparagales; Orchidaceae
Product: aldehyde dehydrogenase family 2 member C4-like
Molecular function (GO): aldehyde dehydrogenase (NAD+) activity
Source: RefSeq, a predicted model, not a curated record